Molecule: messenger RNA, 1648 nt
Organism: Eupeodes corollae
Lineage: Eukaryota; Metazoa; Arthropoda; Insecta; Diptera; Syrphidae
Product: facilitated trehalose transporter Tret1
Exons: 7
Coding region: 181-1590 (469 amino acids)
Biological process (GO): transmembrane transport
Cellular component (GO): membrane
Molecular function (GO): transmembrane transporter activity
Source: RefSeq, a predicted model, not a curated record
UGAAAGCUUCUAAUUGUAGGCAUAUCGAAAAUAAAUGCAAACUCUUUUAAAUACAAAAAAAUCUUAAAGUUUCAAGUGCUAAGACGUGCGUUAUUUGAUAUACAUUAUCUGCCGAAAUAGCAAAUAAAAAAGAUCUUAUAAGCUCUCACGCAUCAUCUCAAGAACUCACCUAUAAAAAUAAUGUGUUUCCCAGAGAAGGUUGAUGGAGGAGCUCUUUUCCAGAAAGUUGCCACAGGAAUUGGUAGCCUGCUUUGUCUGAAUUAUGGAGUUCUUUUUGGAAUCACUUCAUCAAAUAUAAUUCUUUAUCAAUCAGCAAAUUCUCCUCUGGUGAGAAUAAUUGAUAAUGAAGCUGCAUCGAAUAUAAGCGCAUAUCUUUGCUUAGGCGGACUGGUUGGCUCAUUAGUUUUUGGACUUCUAUCGGAUAGAAUUGGACCAAAAACAGCGUUAUUGUUGUGUGGACUAUUGCAAAUUAUGUCCUGGUUCUGCAUUUUGUUUGGUUACAAUAUCGAUCACAUUUAUAGCUCUCGAAUAGCUGGAGGUCUUGCAGCCGGUGGAGCCUUUACAGUAUUACCAAUAUACAUUAAAGAUAUUUCCGAAGAAAAAAACAAACCGUUCCUAGAAGCAAUUAUUGAACUAUUGCGAAAUGUCGGUAUUUUAGUUGGAUUCUUGUUGACAUCUUCAGCUCCUUACGAAUAUUUACCAAUCAUAGGAUUAUGCAUUUCAUUCAUGUUCAACAUGUUUUUUCCCUUCAUGCCGGAAAGCCCAUAUUAUCUUAUGCGAAUUGGUGAAAUAUCAUUGAUGGAAAAAUCCCUCAGAUGGCUUCGAGGAAUUCGAAAAAUCGAUGAUCGAAAUAAGCCUGAGUUUAUUGAUGAAUUGAAAAAUACUUUUGGACAAGAAGUUAACAGUCAAGCAACAACCAUUGGAAACAUAAAAUCAUCUAAAGGCAAUUUCUUACGUCUUAUAAUUGUCAGUAUUGUCUUGGUGAUAACAAAUCAAUUUUGUGGAAUAUUUUUAAUAUUUAACUAUGCUGACACAAUUUUUAAGAAUCUUAAUUAUUCGUCAACGACAACGCAGUGGGCUACAAUUACACUAGCAGGUUCGCAACUGGUUGGCUCUUUAUUUAAUAUUUUAUUACAAGGAAAACUUAAAAGAAAGACACUUCUAGUGUUGACAACAUUUUUGUCAGGAGUUUCUUUAAUUAGCUUAGCCACAUUGAUGACAUACAAUAAUGUGAUGACUGCACAGGAAAUGGAGUACAUUGCUUUAGGUAUCUUAACCGUUUUUAUACUGAUAGCAAAUAUUGGAUUUAACUCACUGACAUUUGUUGUUAUUUCCGAUAAUUCGACAGAAAAGAUUAGAGGAAAGGCGAUAACUCUGUCAAGGAGUUUAAUGUGGUUUCUGGGAAUGGUGAUUGUGAAGUUUUAUUACAUUUGCAACGACUCAAUUGGAUUCGCAGGACUUCUUUGGGUAUUUGGAGGAUCUUGUAUGUUUGGAUUUUUUUUGUUGAUAUUGUGUUUACCAGAAAGUCAUUGCAAAACAGAUUCCGCAAUUGAUGGUAUUGGCAGUUGGAAAAAUCAAACACAGAAAUGAUUUAUGUCUGAGCUAAAAAACUAAUAAACUCUUAAUAUUAUGUAUAGUAUAUAAUCUA